This is a messenger RNA of Rotaria sordida, 537 nucleotides long. NCBI's taxonomy places the organism in Eukaryota, Metazoa, Rotifera, Eurotatoria, Philodinida, Philodinidae. The record is from the annotation of a GenBank genome assembly.
AUGUUUAUGAAAAAUUCUAUGCUGAAAGCAACAUUUGAUAGUUUUAAAGACUUUUAUACUCAUCGUCAUAAUGGCCGAAAAUUAAUUUUGCUUGAUCAAUAUUCAAAAGGCGAAGUACAAACAUGUUUUACUAUACAGAAAUAUACAUUGCAAGUAUCAAUAUAUCAAAUGAUUGUAUUAUUAUUAUUUAAUGAAGAAUUAAAUUGGACAGUUGAACAAAUACAAAAUAGAAUACACAUUCAAACUGAAUUAUUACUUCAAGUUCUUGUUAGUUUAUUGAAAAGUAAAAUAUUAUUUUCGAAAGAAAUUACUGAAGAUUUUCAAGAUAGUAAUAUUAAAAUGAAUCAUAAAAUUGAAUUAACGAAAGAUUUUAUAUGUGAAAACCUCCGAAUAAAUCUGAAUGUAGAAUUAAAAUCAACCAAACAAAAAGAUUUGAAAUAUUUAAACGAAUUGAUCGAUGAAGAUCAUAAAUUAGUUAUUCAAGCAGCUAUUGUUCGAAUAAUGAAACAACGACAAAAUUUAAAAUAUUCAUUAUAA